This is a messenger RNA of Tribolium madens (black flour beetle), 1782 nucleotides long. RefSeq names its product transcription factor HES-1-B-like. The transcript has 4 exons. Gene Ontology annotation, molecular function: DNA-binding transcription factor activity, RNA polymerase II-specific; protein dimerization activity; RNA polymerase II cis-regulatory region sequence-specific DNA binding. Gene Ontology annotation, cellular component: nucleus. NCBI's taxonomy places the organism in Eukaryota, Metazoa, Arthropoda, Insecta, Coleoptera, Tenebrionidae. Gene Ontology annotation, biological process: regulation of transcription by RNA polymerase II; anterior/posterior pattern specification; regulation of neurogenesis. The record is from RefSeq and is a predicted model, not a curated record. The coding region runs from base 420 to 1595 and encodes 391 amino acids.
UCCGCCACACGUCGGUCCGAGUGCUAUUAACAGUUAUUUCCCAUGUCUGAAAGCACCUCAGCGCGUGGGAACUCCGAGCUUGUGGAGGUAUUCUACCCUGGAAGGGUGUCUUCAGCCAUGCGGCGCUAUGUGGACGGAGUGGGGGCACGAAUUCGGUUCAUUCCCACGCUCUAUCGGAAUGUAUACCACUGAAACACCGAUCAUUCUCUAUAGUCACCUUAGUGACCUCCCUUCGGGUUGGACUUCGGAAAUAUUGACAGUCGGAAAGAAGUCACCCUCAAGAAAAAUACUAAAGUUUGACAACAAUUUUCGUGAUCAAAGUGCAGUUUUCUUUAAGAUUUUGUUUACUUUUUGGGAUUUGUUUAUAUUUUUUUCUGAAACGAAAGGAAGGACGUACAAAUUUGAAGCAGCGUAACAAUAUGCCCAUAAGUGAAGACGAGUACGACAUCCGACCUUCACAAGAAUCAGUCACAAUGUCGAAAGCUGAAUUACGAAAAACUCACAAACCUAUAAUGGAAAAAAGAAGAAGAGCUAGGAUCAAUCACUGUUUGAAUGAGAUAAAAACACUUAUUUUGGAAGCAAUGAAUAAAGACCCGGCAAGACAUUCAAAGUUAGAAAAAGCGGAUAUAUUAGAAAUGGCCGUGAAGCACCUACAAAACGUCCAACGCCAACAACUCGCCAUAGCCAUGGCAUCAGAUCCCUCCGUUUUACGCAAAUUCAAAUCAGGUUUCAACGAAUGUGCUAACGAAAUCGACCGAUUUGUGGCCCAAGCAGACGGAGUCGACGACGGUCUUAAAGACAGAAUGCGAUCACACUUAACAAAAUGCAUCAACGGAAUCGAACAAUUCGCGCAUUUUAACUUCCCUGGCUUUCCAAAUCUGCCUUUCGCUUCUUCCUCAAACGUUUUCACGCAAAAUCCCAGCAAUGAACCUUCUUCAAGUAUCGGUGACCAAAACAACAACGCAAGAAUCCAGAUACCUCAGAGCAUCCAAUUGAUACCAAGCAGACUACCAAGUGGGGAAAUCGCGUUACUUUUGCCCAAUUCUAGUAACUUACCAUUUUUGCAACAAAGAGAACGACCAAGUGCUUUCGUAACUGUAAUACCAUCAUCAUCGGCAACUUCUGUUAGCCCUCCUGCUAGCCCAAAUCGAGGCUUCCGUCCGGUUCAACCAUCCACUUACCACGAGCAGCCUCAAGUGCCUCAAGUGUCUUCGACUUCGAUUCCUCCACUGCAAACCAUGGAAGUGAAGACUAUGAAAUUUCCGAUUCACAGUUAUCCCGACCGAGAGAAGAGGAUUAUCAGUCCGAAAAAAACCGUCGAGCCCUUGUGCAUCAUUACUAAUCAGUCUGAGCGUUUCAAACAAGCGCAAACGCGAGAAGAUGCUGUCGAUUUUGAAGAAAACCGCAGUCAGGGGAUUAAGAGAAAGUAUGCGGAAAUGUCUCAAGGUUUGCUGACUGUGGCCGAAUAUCCGGCUACGAAGAUUAUUAAAACGGAGACGGCAACUAGUACAACCAGAGAAAGUAGCAGUGAAGCUACUGCGUCCACUUCCAGGGACACGGGGGAUGGGAAUAGUGAUAUGUGGAGACCGUGGUAGCAAGGGUUUCUCUGUGAUUUAAUUCAAAGCUUUAAUGUGAUGAAUGGACGAAUUUGGGAGGACAAUUAUUAUCCUAAGUGUGGUUUUAGAUAUAGCGUUUGACUGAAUUUAUUGAGAUUUUACAUGUUAAGUUUUUCUCGAUUUUUAUGUAAGGUUUAAUUUUUUCUGAUAAAUGCUUAGAAAACAC